Molecule: messenger RNA, 2058 nt
Organism: Leptosia nina
Lineage: Eukaryota; Metazoa; Arthropoda; Insecta; Lepidoptera; Pieridae
Source: the annotation of a GenBank genome assembly
AUGGCGGACAAAGCUAUGUCUAUUUCUGUUCCAUGUGAAAAGCCCAUAAAACUAGAAAAGUGGAAGGUAAAACAGGGCGCAUUUGUUUCACAGGGCCAGAUAUUAUUUUUAUAUAGUGAUUCAUCCGGGAACGAUUCUCAAAUAAAGAAAUAUAAAGCCAUACGCGCUGGUACUAUCAUAGCCAUCAAGGUGAAAGAAGGGGACGUCGCACAGCCCGGAGGGUGUUUAGCCGAUUUAGAAGAAUGCCGCCAUCCAACUGUUAUGAAAGAUAUGUGCGCGGAAUGCGGGGCCGAUUUACGCGCCGAAGAAAGGAAAAAACAGGACGUCGCAAUCGUUCCCAUGGUACACUCUGUUCCUGAGUUAAAGGUUUCUGAAGAACUGGCUUUAAAGCUUGGAAGAGAAGAUGCAGAUAGGCUCUUAAAGGAUAGAAAGCUUGUGUUACUUGUGGACCUUGAUCAAACGCUUGUACAUACAACAAAUGAUGAUAUACCACCUAACUUGAAGGGAGUCUUACAUUUCUUCCUUCGAGGCCCAGGUAGUAAUGGUAGAUGGUGUCAUACCAGGUUAAGACCCAGAACGCAAGAGUUUCUGGAAUCAGCAUCUAAGAACUAUGAACUUCAUGUCUGUACAUUUGGAGCCAGGCAGUAUGCUCAUGCAGUUACUGAGUUGUUGGAUCCAAAGAAAAAAUAUUUCUCACAUAGAAUAUUGUCUAGGGAUGAAUGCUUUGAUGCUCGAACAAAAUCUGCUAAUUUGAAAGCCCUGUUUCCAUGCGGUGAUAACAUGGUAUGCAUCAUAGAUGACCGCGAGGAUGUAUGGAAGCAUGCAGCCAAUCUGAUUCAUGUGAGGCCAUACUCAUUCUUUCAAACGACUGGCGAUAUUAACGCCCCACCUCCACUCAAUGAUGAAAAAUCAAAAAUGAUAAGUGGAAAAAAUGGGUCCCUAUUACCUCAGCUACCAACACUUGAAGCAGAACCAGAGAAACUGGAAACGAUAGAGAAUGAUAUAAAGAAAGAAUCUGUAGAAAAUAAUGAGAACACCAAUAAUGUGGCUAAGAAUAAAAAUAAUGAUAAAGUAGAUGUUCUAAAUGAAAAUCCAAAUGAACCUGAACCUAAAUGGUUAGAAACAUCAGACGGGCAAAUAGAAAUAGAAGAUCCAGAUGACUAUUUGAUAUAUUUAGAAGAUAUAUUGUUAAGGAUUCAUAGGCAUUUUUAUGACACAUAUGAGAAAAUGGGCAACAAACAAAUACCAGAUCUGAAAUUUAUUAUACCCGAAGUGAAAAGCAAAGUCCUCGCAAAUACUAGUUUAGUAUUUAGUGGCCUCGUACCGACUCAUCAAAAGUUGGAGACAUCUAGAGCCUACCUUGUGGCCAGAAGCUUAGGAGCAGAAGUAACACAGGAUCUUACUGAGAAAACAACUCAUUUGGUUGCUGUUAGAUCAGGAACCGCGAAAGUAAACGCAAGUCGUAGAAUGGGAGAAGGCAAAGCAAAAGUACAUGUUGUGACUCCAGAAUGGCUAUGGGCAUGCGCUGAAAGGUGGGAGCGAGUUGACGAGAGAUUGUAUCCCCUCCAACGAGGCGGACAGAGCAGUGCCCGACGUCCUCCCGCGCAUUGCACCAGUCCACCUCCAGCGCCUCCUGUACCGACGCCCGCACUGCGCAAGCGCACGCCCUCGGGGCGAUUUAUGGACACGCUCAAUCCUCUUCUAUCCUUCUCAAGCGAUGAUAUCGCGGAUAUGGACCGAGAGGUAGAAGACAUCUUUAAUGAAUCUGAUGAAAGUUCAUCAGAUGAAGAAGAUAAAAUGGGAGACGACGAUGAUGAUGAAGAGAACCUUUCUGAGAACAGAUUGCUUGCACUUGAAAACACAACUAACUCACAAGAGAGAUUACAAGAUAAGGAUGAAGAUAAUUCUAGUGAUUCAGAGACAGGUACAGAUAGACCUAAAAAAAGGCCUAGGCCAUCAACCCCACCAUCAGAUGAUGAUAUACCACCAGAUGAUGAUGACAGUUCAUGGAAUCUUAUGGGAGCAGCAUUGGAAAGAGAAUUUUUAGCACAGGACUGA